AUGAACAAACCGGAAGAACUCUGCAUUGGAACCUGGACCUGGAUUGAAGCAAAGCUGCGAACUGGAACAAGACUCUGGAUUAAGACAAGAUGGAACUGCUAUAUGAUUAAGGACAAAUUCAAUAUCAAGAAUAAGUUGGAAGUGGCCGCUCGAUAUGGAUAUCCAUUCAGGGAAUAUUCCCUGGGUGGCGACGAGGACGACGAAGAUAGCCCCAGAUUGAGUGGGAUCAGUUUCGUGGCUCAUAUUAGCAUGAGGAGGAUACUGAGAGGAUAUAUCCAGAGCUCUGCGAUAUACAAUACAGUGGAUAAUCUAGUGGCUGAAUUAAACACACCCGAAACUAGCAAAUAUGCUAAAGUAUACCGAGUUGCUAAUGUUGUUAAUUGGGAUAGAUGAUGAGCAGUAAUAACGUUAUGCUAGUGUUAUGCGGUUCCUUACAGCCACAGGAUAAGUAGCGAAUUUAAGUACGGUAAGGCCAAGCUGUAGUUAAAAGGGGCAGUAAUUAAAUGUUCAGAGAGUCUUGUUCACUUCUAUCCUAUGAGAAAACGUGGAGCCCUGAUACUUGUCUUGACUGUGAGUACUAGAC
Messenger RNA from Phycomyces blakesleeanus NRRL 1555(-), 583 nucleotides. RefSeq lists its product as hypothetical. NCBI's taxonomy places the organism in Eukaryota, Fungi, Mucoromycota, Mucoromycetes, Mucorales, Phycomycetaceae. Bases 1 to 393 code for a protein of 130 amino acids. The record is from RefSeq and is a predicted model, not a curated record. The transcript has 4 exons.